AUGGCUACGAAUUCUAUUAAGCUAUUAGCACCUGAUGUGCAUCGUAACCUGGCCGAAUUAGUGGCAAAAAGGUUAGGAUUAAAACUCACAGACUGCAAGUUGAAGCGUGACCCCAGUGGGGAAGUUUCUUUCUCCAUCGGAGAGUCUGUGAGAGACCAGGACAUCUUCAUUGUUACGCAGAUCGGAUCUGGUGAUGUGAAUGACCGUGUAUUGGAGCUUUUGAUUAUGAUCAACGCUUCCAAGACUGCUUCUGCUAGAAGAAUUACUGCGGUAAUUCCUAAUUUCCCAUAUGCAAGACAGGACAGAAAGGAUAAGUCACGUGCACCAAUUACCGCUAAAUUGAUGGCAGAUAUGCUAACCACCGCCGGUUGUGAUCAUGUUAUCACUAUGGACUUGCAUGCUUCCCAAAUUCAGGGUUUCUUUGAUGUUCCUGUGGAUAACUUGUAUGCUGAACCAUCUGUAGUAAGGUAUAUCAGGGAAAACGUUAACCAUAAGGAAGCUAUCAUCAUAUCUCCAGAUGCUGGUGGUGCCAAACGUGCAGCAGGUUUGGCUGAUCGUUUGGAUCUAAACUUUGCGUUAAUUCAUAAGGAAAGAGCUCGUGCUAACGAAGUGUCUAGAAUGGUGCUUGUUGGUGACGUUACUGACAAGAUUUGCAUCAUCGUUGAUGAUAUGGCAGAUACUUGUGGUACUUUAGCUAAAGCUGCUGAAAUUUUGUUGGAAAACAAGGCUAAAUCUGUUAUCGCUAUCGUGACUCAUGGUAUUCUAUCAGGUAAAGCCAUCGAAAAUAUUAAUAAUUCGAAACUUGAUAAGGUUGUUUGUACAAACACUGUUCCAUUUGAGGAAAAAAUGUUAAGAUGCCCAAAGUUGGACUCUAUUGACAUUUCUUCAGUUCUAGCAGAAGCCAUUCGUCGUCUACAUAACGGUGAGAGUAUCUCAUAUUUGUUCAAAAAUUACCCCCUAUGA
Molecule: messenger RNA, 963 nt
Organism: Kluyveromyces marxianus DMKU3-1042
Lineage: Eukaryota; Fungi; Ascomycota; Saccharomycetes; Saccharomycetales; Saccharomycetaceae
Gene: PRS3
Product: ribose phosphate diphosphokinase subunit PRS3
Exons: 1
Coding region: 1-963 (320 amino acids)
Biological process (GO): 5-phosphoribose 1-diphosphate biosynthetic process; ribonucleoside monophosphate biosynthetic process; purine nucleotide biosynthetic process
Cellular component (GO): ribose phosphate diphosphokinase complex; cytoplasm
Molecular function (GO): ribose phosphate diphosphokinase activity; magnesium ion binding
Source: RefSeq, a predicted model, not a curated record